Arachis stenosperma is the source of this 870-nucleotide messenger RNA. RefSeq names its product probable transcription repressor OFP9. The record is from RefSeq and is a predicted model, not a curated record. The transcript has a single exon. Bases 214 to 678 code for a protein of 154 amino acids. Gene Ontology annotation, biological process: negative regulation of DNA-templated transcription. NCBI's taxonomy places the organism in Eukaryota, Viridiplantae, Streptophyta, Magnoliopsida, Fabales, Fabaceae.
UUAAUUAACUAUAACAAUGUCCCCUAUAUACCCUCCAAGCUAACACCUAAUUUAAUUUCUGAAUGUACUUAGAACAAAACAUAAUGAUUAAUCCAUUGCUGUGUGUCCCACUAUUACUGAUGAAUUAUUGUGAAUAAAAGAUUUGAUUAGUGUUAUUGCACAAAUUAAACCUGCUUCCUUGAAAGACUUUUAAUUUGUCUUUGCUUCGAAGCAAUGAAAUCCUUAAAGCAGAGAGGAUGCAAGGCCUUAUGCUGCAGCAGUUGUAGGAGGCUUAGUGUGUCUUCCACAGAGGAAGCAGAGAGUUCGUCAGCCUCCGAUCGGUUUCCUUCCGUGUCGAGUGUCGCACACGCCAUGGUGCAAGAGAGACUUGACCAGUUGAUUAGGGAGAGGAGGAUGAAAGAGAGACAGAGGAGGCAGCAAAGCAGAGCCAGAGAAAGAGAGAGAACUAAGUUUGUUGUGAUGGUGGCAAUGGAGAAGUGCUCUUAUGAUCCAAGAGAGGAUUUUAGGGAGUCCAUGAUGGAGAUGAUAACAGCAAAUCGCAUCAAAGAAGCCAAAGAUCUUCGUAGCCUACUCAACUAUUAUAUCUCCAUGAACUCCAAUGAGUACCAUAGUCUUAUACUUGAGCUUUUUCAUGAGGUUUGUACUAAUUUAUUCUUAUCAUGUAAAUGUCACUGGUAGUAACCAUCAAGUUAAGGCUAUUGUGAAUCACAUAUGUUAGAUUAGAUUUGGAUAGGCGACAAAUAUAACCCACAAGUUUUUUGAAUCCCUGCUGUUAAGACAUCCUUAAAUUAAAGCAUACACUUGCUUUAUCCAAGUACUAUAAUUAUUCUAUUCACCUACAUCACAUGUGAGUCUUAUCAGAUAUUUAUA